Messenger RNA from Pieris rapae (cabbage white), 1538 nucleotides. Its product is annotated as 1,5-anhydro-D-fructose reductase. Bases 235 to 1359 code for a protein of 374 amino acids. Gene Ontology annotation, cellular component: cytosol. Gene Ontology annotation, molecular function: aldose reductase (NADPH) activity. Lineage: Eukaryota; Metazoa; Arthropoda; Insecta; Lepidoptera; Pieridae. The transcript has 6 exons. The record is from RefSeq and is a predicted model, not a curated record.
AUGACAUCAACCUUACUGCUGAUUUGACGAAUAUAACCCGGGUAAUUUAAAUCAAGUUAAAUGUACAUCUGAAAAUCAAUAUUUUUGCAACGCACAUCUAGUGUCUAAAUCUAGAUUUUUGUUCAACAUAGAGAAUCAAAUUGAUUUUUAAUUUUCUUAUAAGUAAAUGAAGAACGACGGUGUCUUUUUCAAAUUAGAUAAAGCCAAGUAUUUUUUGGAAAUCUGCCAAUUUUGAUGUUCGUCAGAUUAUUCUUAAACAGAGGUUUGUUCUGUGUAGCAGUGAAGGAAUUUGGUAAAUCAAAAUCAUCAAUAGUUCAAUCUAAAACUACGCGUGAAUAUCGGAAAUUUUUUGGAAGUAUGAAAUACGCAAAAUUAUCGCAGACAGAAGAUUUGAUGCCCACUUUAGGUUUAGGUACUUGGCAGGCUUCACCAGAUGUGAUAGAAUCUAUAGUAUAUAAAGCGUUAGAUUUGGGUUACCGGCACAUUGAUACGGCAUUCAAUUAUAAUAAUGAAGAGGCCAUUGGAAUCGCAAUACAAAAAUGGAUUAAUGACGGGAAGGGAUCAAGAAAAGAUUUAUUCAUUACAACAAAGUUACCCCACGUUGGAAAUAGAGCGUCGGACGUAAAAAAGUUCUUAGAGCUACAGCUUCAGCGAUUGCAGUUAGAUUAUGUGGACUUGUAUUUGAUACAUGUACCGUUCGCAUUCCAUUGCGACCCAAAGACCCUCACGCCAAUAGUAAAGAGCUCCGGAGAGUAUGAACUGGAUGAUGAGACUGACCAUGUUAAGACUUGGAAGGCAAUGGAAGAUUGUCAAAAAGACGGUUUGAUUCGGAACUUGGGCUUAUCUAAUUUUAAUGAGAAUCAAAUAGCAAAUAUAAUUAAGAGCGCUACACUCAAGCCGCAAGUUCUUCAAGUGGAAUUGCAUGCAUACUUUCAACAAAUACCAUUGAGGCAGUUUUGUGAGGAACACGAUAUAGUAGUGACUGCUUAUGCACCAUUAGGUAGUCCAGGCGCCAAGAACCAUUUCGUCAAUAAAUACAAUUACAGCCCAGAUAAAUUUCCGGAUCUACUCGGACUACCAGAUGUAAAGAAAAUAGCCGAAAAGUACAAAAAGACACCCGCCCAAGUUUUACUUCGCUUUCUAGUUCAGCAAAAAGUUAUCGUUAUACCUAAAAGUACUAGCGAAACAAGAAUUAAGGAAAAUUCAAACAUAUACGACUUCGAGUUGUCUUUGGAGGAAAUAAAGUCUUUGAAGAACCUGGAUAGAGGUGAAGAUGGACGCAUCUUCAAUUUCUUAUUUUGGAAGGGAGUUGAAAAUCAUCCGGAGUACCCUUUUAAAUUGCCAGAAAUGUCUUCUUAGAGAGAGUAUGCUUUGUAUUAUACAAAGCUAUUGCUUCUUCAUUCCCCUGGUAAAUAGUUCUUUAGAAAUAUGUUAAUUUAUCUGUGUACCACUAUUUAACCGUCAUGGAUGUUAUGUGAUAGUGUGGAACACAAAUUGCUUCAGAGAAGUUUCAGUUAAUAAAUAUAUAUUUUAGAAAA